Messenger RNA from Metschnikowia bicuspidata var. bicuspidata NRRL YB-4993, 1704 nucleotides. It is a transcript of the gene UGA4, whose product is annotated as Uga4p. Gene Ontology annotation, molecular function: transmembrane transporter activity. Gene Ontology annotation, biological process: transmembrane transport. The record is from RefSeq and is a predicted model, not a curated record. Lineage: Eukaryota; Fungi; Ascomycota; Pichiomycetes; Serinales; Metschnikowiaceae. The coding region runs from base 1 to 1704 and encodes 567 amino acids. Gene Ontology annotation, cellular component: membrane. The transcript has a single exon.
AUGAUCCAACCAAUUCUUUCCAAGGAACAGAUUCUCGAGGCAGUCACAUCCAAUCCCCAAUAUUAUAACAACAUCCAAAAUGUGCAGACUCCGCGCAUCGACCCGGUCUUCUCUAAUGACGAUAAUGAGCUUUUAGCCCAGAUCGGUUAUAAGCCCGAAUUGAAAAGAAGGUUUUCCACCAUUCAGGUAUUCGGAGUCGCCUUCUCCAUUAUGGGCUUGCUCCCAUCCAUCGCAUCUAUUUUAGGCACAGCCCUUUUAGCCGGGCCUGCGGGUGCCAUUUGGGGCUGGUUGAUCUCUUCGCUUUUGAUUCUAUCCAUCGGAAUAGCCAUGAGUGAAAACGCCAGCUUCCAGCCCACAAGUGGAGGUUUAUACUACUGGACCAAUUUUUACGCGCCGCCCAGAUGGAAAACACUUAUAUCAUUCGUGGUUGGAAAUACAAACUCCGUGGCGUUGGUGGGGGCACUAUGUUCAGUGGACUAUGGGUUUGCAACCGAGGUUUUGUCAGUUGUGGUAAUUGCAAAGGACGGUGAUUUUGACAUCACUCCUGCAAAAACUUACGGCGUGUUUGUGGCAUGUGUUUUGGCCCACAUUGCACUUACAUGCGCCUCGUCAAAGCACUGUGCUUGGCUUCAGACGCUGUCAAUCAUUGUGAAUGUGGGUUUGAUUGCUAUUUUUGUCAUUGCUAUGCCGAUAGCCGCAUCAAGAGGUGAAACCCGGCCUGCCUCUUGGGUAUUUGGCAGUUUUGAAACUCUUACAGGAUUUCCGAUUGGUUGGGUGCAGCUUACUCAAGCGUGGUUGCCGGCCAUCUGGACCAUUGGUGCAUUUGACUCGUGUGUGCACAUGUCCGAGGAAUGUACCAAUGCAACCAAAACCAUACCAAUUGGAAUCAUCGGCUCCAUUAGUGCAUGCUCUAUUUUGGGGUUCAUUUUGAUGAUUGUCACGAUGUUUUCUUUGCAAACUUACGAUAUCGAGAACCAUAUAUUAGACUCCAAGUUUGGUCAACCCAUGGCGCAAAUCAUCUAUGAUGCGUUUGACACGGUUCCAGGCCAAGGGAAGAAAAUGGCAAUUUUUUUCAUGGUGCUUAUUGCAUUUGCACAGUUCUUGAUGGGGGCCUCGAUUCUCACUGCUAUCUCCAGACAGAUUUUUGCCUUUGCUCGAGACAACGGCUUGCCUAUGUCAUGGUGGAUUAAGAAGGUUAACAAAAGACUUUCAGUGCCCAUACAUGCUGUUAUUGCAGGAGGGGUGGCGGCCAUUGUUAUCGGUCUUUUGUGUCUCAUUGGAACCACUGCUGCAAACGCUCUUUUCACGCUAUACAUUGCGGGCAAUUAUUUUGCGUGGGGCAUGCCCACUUUUUUGCGGCUUUUGGCCAUGAAGGAAAAGUUUGUGCCUGGUAAAUUCUACUUGGGGGAUUUCUGGAGCAGAGUCAACGGGUGGGUAUCAACGAUUUUUAUUGUCUACACGAUAGUCAUGGUGAUGUUCCCCACAGACACAAAUCCAGACAAGAACUCUAUGAAUUACACUUGUGUGAUUACUCCUGGAGUGUGGAUUCUUUCUAUUCUCUACUACUAUGUGUAUGCCCGCAAGCAUUAUCAUGGUCCUGCCAAAACCGUUGACGAUGAUUCGGACUCAAGUGACGAGUCCACGCAAUACAUUGACGGAAUCAUUGCUGGUGAGAAAGAAGACAUUUCUGCUAUCAAGAAAUAG